Messenger RNA from Pseudocercospora fijiensis CIRAD86, 1806 nucleotides. Its product is annotated as K+-channel ERG. Gene Ontology annotation, cellular component: nucleus. The record is from RefSeq and is a predicted model, not a curated record. Bases 1 to 1806 code for a protein of 601 amino acids. The transcript has a single exon. Lineage: Eukaryota; Fungi; Ascomycota; Dothideomycetes; Mycosphaerellales; Mycosphaerellaceae.
AUGGAAGCGGACCUGUCGUCAAGAGCAGCUUCCCCUGCCCCAGCGAGUGUCUUUGACGACAUUGCAGAGGAGCCGGAAGAAGAACUGACAGAAAACACAGCAGCGGCGUCUGGAGAUGGAUACAACCUUGCGUCGCCCAUAAACGAGGAAGACGCCUACAAUCUGAAGCCACCGCCGGCUAGCAAGGCGUACGAUCCUGAUCAACCAGAUAUAGAGGAGCUGGCUGUACGUUUCUUCUCGUCCGAUCAUCUCGACUUUAUCCUGCGCGAUUAUGGCCUUGCGCUACGUUUCGUUCGCUUCCUGCAGACCUAUCGCCCGCAGCACGCCGACAUGCUCAAGCGAUAUGUCGAAGCCAAGAAAGCAAUCGGCGCAAUAGAGUACGCCAACUCCGUCGCAAACCAUUUCGCGUCGGGCUACCCGCCCAUGGUCGCAGCAAGCGUGGACCAGAGAUUUGAAGAGUAUGCUAAGAGUAUGGCUGAAGCCUUGACAGAUGAGGCUCUACCAGCUUAUCUCACGUAUCGCCUGACGGCUACUGUGACGGAUACGCUUGUGAAAGAAAUUACUGGAAACAGCUCGCCCAUCAUGCAUGAAUUGAUUCCAAGCCUAGCAGAAGUCUAUUGUCUUACAGACCCGUCGAAGAAAGACAAUCCCAUCGUGUAUGCCUCAGAAGAGUUCUACAACAUCACGCAAUACACGCCUGAAUUCACAAUCGGUCGCAAUUGUCGAUUUCUCCAAGGGCCGAACUCGUCUACAUCUGCUGUUCGACGCUUGAUAUCAGCACUGUCAAGAGGAGAAGAAUGCUGCGAGACAAUUCUCAACUACAAACGAGAUGGUACACCGUUUAUGAAUCUCCUGAUGCUCGCACCCUUAUAUGACAACAAAGGCGAGGUCAGAUACUUUCUGGGAGCGCAAAUUGAUGUCUCUUCGCUCAUAGAUCGUGGUCGCGGUCUGGAGUCAUUCGCUCAGCUACUCGCACAGGAUCGACAAGGCAACAGAGCGGCUGGGUACGGAGUGUCCAGUGAGUCUGGCCGAGAUCCGAAAGUGGUACUCGGAGACUUAGGUCAAUUGCUCUCGGAGGAGGAAGCAGCAAUCAUCACAAAUCGUACCUCGAAUCGCAGCACGCUAGUUCCAAGCUCCAUGAGCUCGAUGCACUCUUCUACCUUGAAAUCCUCUCGUGCACGACCGAAAAGCUCACGAGUCGUAUUAGGUAUGGACACUGCCCCUCGCGAUCUUUGGCCUUCAGCAAAUCUCGGCUCCAACGGUCGUCUUCCUGGGGUCUACCAAAACUACCUCCUUGUCCGACCCUACCCAUCCUUAAGGAUUACAUUCACAAGCCCAUCACUCCGCAUUCCUGGUCUCCUCCAGACGAAACUGCUCGAUCGCAUCGGCGGUCCCUCUACAAUCCGCGAAGGCCUUGAAGAAGCCCUCUCCCGUGGCACAGGCGUCACAGCAAAAGUGACGUGGCUCACCUCGCCCAAUCAACCCAAUGCAAAGCUACCCCGCGGUCCGGCGAGAUGGCUGCAUUGCACUCCCCUCCUUGGCUCAGACGAUCGAGUUGGCGUUUGGAUGAUUGUCAUUGUUGAGGAUGAGAAUAUCACUGGUAGCCUAAGGAGAAAUCGAAGUCAGACGAGUUUGAGAGACAGCGAGCGAGGUGCACAGCAAUACACAAGUUCAAAGCUUUAUGCAGAUUACUUGAAAAGAGAAGGGAGAUCUGAGAGUGUAAAAGGGAAGGAGAAGGAGCGGCCUAAUACUCGGAAAUCGAUGAGCACAGGAGGACAGGUGGAUGACAUGUUCCGGGAUUUUUGA